Messenger RNA from Hypomesus transpacificus, 9903 nucleotides. RefSeq names its product xin actin binding repeat containing 2a (gene xirp2a). Lineage: Eukaryota; Metazoa; Chordata; Actinopteri; Osmeriformes; Osmeridae. Gene Ontology annotation, cellular component: focal adhesion; stress fiber. The record is from RefSeq and is a predicted model, not a curated record. Gene Ontology annotation, biological process: actin cytoskeleton organization; actin filament organization. Bases 16 to 9777 code for a protein of 3253 amino acids. The transcript is spliced from 7 exons. Gene Ontology annotation, molecular function: actin filament binding.
UGAUGUGUAGUUGUCAUGACCACAGUGUGUUCUCCUCUUCAGGAAGUGUCCAGCUCAUCAGAAGUAGUGGUGAGGACCAGCACCAGAGAGGUCGUCCCUGGCAACCAGCAGGUGACCGCCCAUCAUGAUCAGCAGAUGACUCAUGAUCAAAGAGUCCAGCAUAUGAAUGUGGCCUCCGGAUAUGAAGACCGUUACGAUGAAACAGUCAGGGUCAUCGGACGGGAGGAUUUGCCAAAGGUUUCCACUCAAGCUUUGAAGCAGCAGUAUGAAAAGACGAUUGAGGACGCUGCACCAAGCAAGCAAAUUAAGAUUGAUCUGGACUUCAACCAGUUUCAGUGGGCACCAGUCGCCCAGUCCUCCCAGGAAUCCAGCUAUGAAAGCUUGUCCGCUACAAGGACAGCUGCAGCCUCUUCAUCCUUCACUGCCUCUGCCUCUGCCUCUGCCUCUGCCUCUGCCUCUGCCUCUGCCUCUGCCUCUGCCUCUGCCUCUGCCUCAGCCUCUGCCUCUGGCUCAUCCGUAGCUUACGAGAGCAUGGAACACUUCCCGGCUCCUCCCCCAGACCUAGAGCAGGUGCCGGAAGAUAUCCUCGAGCACUCCCCCUCCCUGCAAUCCCACCUCCAGGCCUCCCAGCAGAAGUAUGCCAUGACCAAGGAGCAGCUGAACAAGCAGAAGAGCUACAAGGAGCUGAAGCGUCUCUGCAAGCACGUGCACCCAGAGGUUCGCGACAACCUGGAGAGAGACUUCUUCAGCGAGGUCACGGAGAGAGAUAUCUCUCACCUGGACAGCGAGGAGGACGUGAGCGGGGAUUUCCAGCAGGCCUGCUACGUGUUUGAGAACAACGGGAGCAGCCCCGGUAAAUGCAUGAGCCCUGAGCGGGAGUACCUGGAGUGGGACGAGAUCCUGAAAGGUGAGGUGCAGUCCAUGCGCUGGAUGUUCGAGAACAAACCGCUGGAUGCUAUCAAGGACGACACCCCGGAUGAAAACGAUACGAAGAACAUUGGCCAGCAUGAGAUCAUCGCCGGGAAGGAUGUCAGAUACGCCACAUGGAUGUUUGAGACCCAGCCCAUGGACGCCCUGGGAACAGAGACCCCUGAUCCCACGGACCUGACUGGGAAGCAGGCAGAGCUGGCCAGGGGAGACGUCCGGACCGCCACCUGGCUGUUCGAGACCCAGCCACUGGACAGCAUGAACAAGAUCUACCAGGAGGACGAACAGACCAUGGAGGUCGUGUUCACUAAGGACAUCACGGGAGGGGACGUGAAAACCGCCAGGUACCUGUUUGAAACGCAGCACCUGGACUCACUGAGCCAGACCGAGACUAUCGAUGAGAGCCGCUUCCUCAACCUGAAGUCGGAACUGGAGGAGAUCAAAGGAGAGGUGAAGACCACCACGAGGAUGUUUGAGACGUACCCAAUGUGUGUCAUCCGGGGAGACUCCGGCCAGAUGCUGGAGAUCACCACCAUCUGCAGGGAGGAGACGGCAAAGGGCGACGUCAAGACCUCCCGCUGGCUGUUUGAGACCCAGCCUCUGGACAUGAUCAACAAGGACCCUGCCAUGGUCAAGCUCAUCUGCGGCGUCUCUAUGGAGGACAACCCUCAGGGGGGGGUGAACAGGGGCAGGUGGCUGUUCGAGACCAAGACCCUGGACUCCAUUAAAGAUGAGGAGUGGGAGAUGUCCAGGAGCCAGAGGGAGGACAUCAUUGGGGCGGACGUGAGGAAGCACUGUCUCGUGUUCGAGACGCAGCCGAUGGACUCUCUGAAGGACGACGCUAAUGCUAGGCCUUUGCCCUCUGAGGAGAUCGUGGGAGGGGAUGUGCGUUCAGCGAAACAUCUGUUUGAGACAGUGCCAAUGGAGAACCUGAAGGAUCUGCCUGAAGUGGGCAAACUCCAAAAGACUGUGGCGGCGGAGGAUGAGAGAGGCGACGUCAGACACCAGAAGUGGGUUUUCGAAAGCCAGCCCCUGGAGAACAUAAGGGAGGAGAGGAAAGAGAUCACACGGACUGUGAACAUCGAAGCUCUCGACAAAGGUGACGUUUCGAAUUACAAGGAAAGGUUUGAGACUCUGGAUUUGAGCAAAUGUGAGGGGACUCAGAGAAUACAAGUUGAAGGUGUUACAAGUGGGUCUGUGAAAACCAACAAGGUUCUGUUUGAAUCCACUCCCACAUACGCAAUGCAAGAUAGCUCGGGUCACUACCACGAAGUUAAAACCGUGCGACGUGAAGAAAUCGUGAAAGGAGACGUCAGAAGCUGCAGGUGGAUGUUUGAAACUCGUCCCAUCGAUGAAUUCGAUGAGAGCAUCAACAAAUUCCAGAUCAUAAAAGGUAUAUCGAAAGAGGAAAUCGAAUCCGGUGACGUCAAAACAGCCAAGUGGUUGUUUGAAACGCAAUCUCUUGACACCAUCAAAUCUUUCAGUCACGCUGAAGCAGAAGAACACAAGGAGACAAAGGAGGGUGUGAAAAUCGAGAAAGGCGACGUGAAGACCUGCCGGUGGCUGUUUGAGACUCAGCCCAUGGAUGUCCUGUACGAAAAGGCAGAAGUGAAGAACGAAAGCGAGGUUCAGGACGUCCAGAAAGGAGACGUCAAAACCUGCACGUGGCUCUUCGAGACCCAGACGCUCGACAACAUCCGUGACCACACAGAGUCGGAGUCCCAGACGAUGCUGAGAACGUGCACGGUGAACCAGGAGGACGUCCACGGGAAGGACGUCCGCCUCGCUCGCUUCCUGUUCGAGACGGAGAACCUGGACAGCAUCACAGGCGAGGACGCCAGCUCUUUCAGGAGAUUGACCAAGAUCGACAUCGAGUCCGGGGACGUCUCCAGGAUGAAGUACAUCUUCGAAAACCGGUCGUCGGACAUCAUGACCUCCACCUCGGAAGAGACCAUGCAGAAGCUAAAGACUCUUAAGGCUGACGACAUCCAGAAAGGAAAUGUGGUGAACUGCAUGUGGCUGUUCGAGAACCAACCGAUUGACGCCAUCCGGGAGAACCCAGAGGAGGGCAAAGACUCCCGCACGGUCACCGAUGUCCAGGGUGGAAAUGUCGACAAAGGCCGCUUCAUUUUCGAAACCUACUCCCUGGAUAAAAUUCAGGAGGAAACCACUGAGACGGAGAUUUCCAACCUCACCAGCAUCAUCAGAGAUGAGAUCGAGCGAGGGGAUGUGAAAAACUACACCAUGCUGUUUGAAACCCAGCCACUUUAUGCCAUAUGUGACAAGGAAGGACACUAUCACGAGGUGACCACUGUCACCAAAGAAGAAAUCAUGAGGGGAGAUGUUGUGGGUGCUCGCUGGCUGUUUGAGACCAAACCUCUGGACUCGAUACGAGACACAGAACAGGUCUACGUGAUCAAAGCUGUGACGGAGGAGGGCAUCAACAAGGGUGACGUGAGCUCCGCGCGUUGGAGGUUUGAAACGCAACCUCUGGAUGAAAUAUCCGAGGACAUGAAAGUGCAGACUAAGACCGUCGAGGACAUUCAGGGAGGCGAUGUCAGAACGAACAAACAACGCUUCGAAUGUGAUGACGCGUCCCAGAAAUACGUGAGGACAGUCAGCGUGAGCGAGAUCCAGAAAGGAGACGUCAGGAGCGCCACAUGGAUGUUCGAAACGCGCACGAUCGACAAGAUCCACGCAGAGGGAUCCGAGUAUGAAGAAAUGGAGAAGGUGACGAAGGAGGAAGUGAUGAAAGGAGACGUGAAGCAGUCCGUGUGGCUGUUUGAAAAGGAACCCUUUGACAGAAUCAAAGAGUCAGACGGGACGGAGACGGUCGCCACGCGUGAGGAGAUCCCAGCGGCUGACGUUAAAACCACAACGUGGCUUUUUGAAAGCACUCCGUUCCACGAGUUCAACAACAGUUGCGUGGAGAAGACUCAAAUAAUGGGGAAGAGCAUCAAAGGCACUCUGGAGGAGCUGUACUGUCAGAAGAUGGUGGAUUCCCAGGGGAUCCUCAUUGAGGCUGACGAGAUAGGGGACGUGAGGAUGGCGAAGUUUAAGCUCAUGAACCAGGAUGCCCCGGAGAUCCAAAGAGAGGAGAUCAUCAGGGGGGAUCUGAACAACAUAAUGAUGAAUCUCCUGAACCGACGGGAGAGCACUGAGAAGGGCAUCGUUGUCGACAAGGAGGAAAGAGGAAACAUCAACUCUGCGGUGAGGCAGCUGUUAACCCAGGAGAAGGGAGUCUCCGCGGAGAAGGAGGAAAUCAUCCGCGGGGAUAUUCAAGAGGCCAUAAACAACCUCCUCCGUGAAGAGGGCUCGUCCAAACGAGGGAUUCUCAUUCAGGAAGAUGAAAAGGGGGAUGUGAGGAUGACCAUCUACUCCCUCCUCAAUAAAGAAGAUGGGGCAGGCCUUGAGAAGGAGGACGUUGUUCAGGGAAACGUAAGAGGGACGCUCCACAGGCUCCUGUCCAACCCAGGGUCAGAGGACUCUAAAAAGAUCAAAGUAGGAGAUACAGAGAGGGGGAACGUCAGCUUUUAUUCCACCUGUAUUGAGUCAGGGGCUUUAGAUUACCUUAAACAGCUUCAGUUGGAACCCAACGAGACCCCGGAAAAGAGAGAGAAGGAAAAGAUCCUUGGAGGGGAUGUUUUCGAAACCAAACUCACACUGACAAGAAACCAACAGCAGAUUGGACGCACCGUGGCCGAGGACGACAUUGUUCCCGGGGACGUUCACAGCACCGUGAAGGUGUUCAUGACCCAAUCAGCUCUUUCUCUGACCAACCUGCAGAGAGAGGAGGUCGUGAAGGGGGACCUGAGAGCAGCUCUGGACUCACUCACUCAAGCUGUUAACCAGAGAGUGGAGGUGGAGAAGGAGGAGGUGGUGAAGGGAGACAUCCCAACCACUCUGCGGUCUCUGGAGGAGGCCCAACACCAGGCCAAGGACAUGGAGAAGCCAGAGAUCGUCCGUGGUGACAUCAGAGGGGCACUUCAGUUGCUGGAGAAGUCUGUCACAACCAAAACUGAAGUCACAGUGGAAGAUUUAGUGCCGGGUGACAUCAAGGGCACCCUUAAGUCCCUGGAGGAGGCCAAACAAUCUGUGAAAGAGGUGGAGAGGGAGGAGGUAGUCAGAGGGGACAUUCACACCGCGCUGCAGAGUCUGCAAGAGGCCUCGAACGAGAAAAAGGUUUUCCAACACCAAGUGAGUGAACAGGGGGACGUGAGAGGGACAAUUCAGCUGUUGCUCGAACCCUCGACCUCCCCGCGCAUGCAGCGCAGGGGCAGCACCGAGGGAGACGUGAAGACCUCCAUCAAAUCCUUGUACGAAGGGCAGGAGCAAGCCCAAGGGGAGAGAGAGGAGGUGGUGAAAGGAGACGUCCAGGGAGCGAUCAAGUGUCUGAUGCAAAGAAAGCAGUAUUCGAAUCCUAAACGCAUGUAUCCUUCCAAGAAAGGCAAAACGACGGUAAGAAAUCCAUUACCCGCACAGCCAGCAGAGCAUAAAUACUCGCAUGCGGCUCAGAAGACUGAGGGGGAAGCAGUCAAUCCAGCACCUGCUGUGAAGAACCUGUCUCAGAGCACUGAAUCUCAGAGCUCCGCACACAGGCAUGUGGAGAGCAAAUCAACGAAAAGCAAGACCGUAACCCAGGAUGACUGUUCUGUGACUGCUGUCAAAACAGUCAACACAACUGAGGCCUCACAACAUAUGAAUGUUAAAGACCAACAGCCUGCGAAACAGAAAAUACCGCCUCCUCCUAAGCCUAUGAUCAUAAAGAAGAAAAACAUGGAUGAAAACAAGUCUGUUAUAGAAAUUAAUGUAGCAGAGGGGGUGCAAAGCACAUCAAAGACAAAUGUGGUUGAGAAACAGACACAGGAAAACCAGUCUGCCAGGGAGACCCAGGCCACGGUGAUAGAGCACAAGAACAUCACACAAGAGCACAAGAACAUCACACAAAAGCAAAGUGUCAAAAACCUCAAAACAGAAGUAAAAACGCAAAAGACAGACUAUCGCAGUCUUGAAACUAAGGGAAAAGGUUUUAUUAAAAAAGCGAAGCCAGAGAUCCACUUCCCCCCUCCUCCGACGUCUCCCCCGCCACCCUCCGAAUCGGAGCUCUCUCUACCUCCACCUCCAUCACCAGAAUCCGGAGGCCUGCUUUCUCCCACGUCUCCCCCCCUGCUCGCAAGACAGGACAGCGACCUCCCUCCCCCGCCCCCUCCACCCCCAGAGGAAUGCCUCAAGUCGGAGCCUGAAUUCUUCCCUCCUCCCCCACCUCCGCCCACCACCCUGAUGGCAGGCCAAGACUUCCUCCCUCCACCACCCUCCCAGCAGGAGCUUAACGCCAUGCCCAAGACCGCUCCACCCCCGCUACCCCCUGGCAAGCCAGGGAAGACCACAGGGAGGCCUUUAUUCAAAAUCCCCAAGCCUGAGCCUCCCAAACAGCAUAUACAGGUCAAACCUAAAUGGCAGAAAAAGCAACCUACAGCGACACCACCUCCUCCUCCACCUCCUCCUCCUCCUCCUACACAGCCAGUUGUAACUGAGACUGUGCACAAGGAGCUAACUAAAACCCAGGAGGCUAAGAUGGAAAUGUCUCAGCAGUCAGAAGCCGUAAACACGCAGGUUCAGUUUGAAACCACAGCUGUGUCCUCGGCUAAGGUGCCCUCGGUGACCCCUGUGGUAAAACUGACACAAGAGGAUUUGCCGCGGCCUCCGAAAAAAGUUUUCAUCCCCCACCUCAAAAUCCCCCCCUCACCUGAACCCGCCCCUACGGCUAAACCUCGGCCCUACGCCCGCAAGUUCAAAACCCCCCUCAUGCUUGCGGAGGAGCGAUUCCGCCAGCAAAGAGAGGAGUUGGAGGCUAACAAAGUCACAACUCCAACUUCCCCACCGACUAAUAUCCAGAUGCAGGCGUCAACGGUGACCUCCAGUGGAGCUGGAGUCUCCUCAGCGCAGCAAGCGGAGAGGACGGAGGUGAUCGUGGAAUCAACACAAGAGAAGCAAGAGCAAGUUCAAACGACGGCCAGCGUGAGCACAGCUUCACAGGACGCCCCGAUUAAGAGACCCCCCUCCAACAUCCCCUUUAACAAGCCCUUGAUUUCUGGGCCGAGAAAGAAAUCAACAACCGAAUCUACAAAUAUUGCCUCUGAUAAAAAGCACGUUGCCGUUAACUCUUCUAUGACCUUUUCAGAAAAACAACUUGCCUCGUUUGAAGCCUCUAAAAAGAGUCAGGAGGUCUCUUCUGCCAAGCAGGAAGCUGUGUCUGUCCCACCAGCCCAGCUUCCUCCUGAAUCCAACAUGAAAGUCCACUCUGGCUCGAAUCGGAUUACGACGUCUGUAGUUGAACAGCAGAGUUCGAUGAAAGCCAGUUCACACUUUGUUACCUCCACACUGAGCACUGCCCAGGAAAAUGGAAAUAUUCAAUGUGCCCUCCCACCGAAAGCUGAGGAGGCAAAGCGUGCUAAUGUCUCCCUCAAGCAGGGGGGGAAAAACACACCCUCACAGCCCACCAAAAUACCUAAAGUUACACCUAGUUUCAAGGUGAAAACAUUUAAAAUGCCCGCAGAGAUGAAAGAGGAGAAAGCUGAAGGAGGGCACAAAGAUCUCCAUGUAGUCAAAAGUGAAAUACACUUGCAGAAAACAGAUAUGGAGAGUAAGAGCGAGACCAGGCUGGUUCAGGAAAGCAAAGCAACAAGCGGUGGUUCAGAGAGAACUGAUGUGAAGGAAGAAACUCAUGUAAAACAUGAGAAAACUGCAGAUAUCGAAACAUCUCCGGCAGUAAAGGAAACUAAACUGGAGGUUCAAAUGAAAAAAGCCAAACAGAUUUCAAAGAAAGAGCAAGCCACAAGGCAGCCAUCUAUUAAAGUUGCCCCUCUGCCUAAAGACAAAACGAAUGCUUGUGUGGAACGACCCCAGGGGCAGGGACACAUGACCGUGUCCCACACUUACCAGGGGACACAUUCAGAACACAGCCAAGUGCGCGAGGAGACAAUCAUCACUGAAAAAGUGGUUCAUCAGAGCACAUCGAAACAAGAGGCAGUCCUCAUAGCCAAGCAACAGGCCAAAUCUUCUCAUCAGCAAAGAGCAGAAGCGAGCAGAACCCAGCAGAUUGAAGAGAGGGUUACGGGAGAGUCAAAGGCCGUCUCAGUCGAAGUCAAUCUGAAUCAGACAGCUGCAGCUUCUGUGGAACUCACGGAUGCAGGGAGAUGUCAAAUAGUGCAGAAGCUGUUAUUUCAAAUAAAGGAGAUUCAAGGAGCACCUGGCAAAAUGGAGUCCCACUCCAUCAAGGCAGUCCUAGGAAGAGUCCCAGACUGGCUGAUGGGAUCUGACGACAGACAGAAAAUGGCCCAGUCGGCUAGUGAGCACAACAAGAAAAAGCUUAAAGAGAUCAUUAUCAGUGUGAGAAACCUCGCCCAAGCAAAGCUCACGUCUCUAGAAGGACACAUAGCAGUUGAGAAAAAGCAGCAAACUGAGAAUACGCCCGAUAAGAACGUUUUCCCAGUCACCAAGAUCUCUAAGUUAAGCAUUGGCUCGUCUAAAGUGGAAACCCAGAAGAAAGCAGUCAGCGAGAGGACGACAACUCAGAUCAAAAAGCAACAGCUGGUGGAGACCGUUGACCCCAGAGUCCCCUCCCCGUCCGUCCGGACCCGAACCCCGUCACCCACCUUCAUCAGCAUCGAAUCAGCCAGGCGCACAGACUCCCCCCUCAGGGUGACACCGUCACCUCCGCUGUCAUUGAAGUCGGCCGCGACCCCGCCUCCCCCCAUUCGCAGGACGGACACCCCCACCUCCCGCUUCAGCGGGGCCUCCCCCUCCCCCACCCUCGGACGCUCCGCCAAGCUGGCCAAGAUGAAGGACACCACCGCCAGGCUCUCACAGGGCAUGACUCCUCCCCCUCCCAUGCCCCCUCCAGAGUUCUUCUCUGAGCUGGCAGGCGAGCGAGAAGGGCUGGAGGAGAGAGAGAUCUGGACGGAGACACUGGAGGAGACAACCAUGGACGUGACCCAGAUGGUGGACUCCAUGCUGACCGUACGGGACAAGAAGGAGUUCUUUGAGGAGGCGCAGAAGGCGGAGGUAAACAAGAUGUACCUGCGGAAGGACCCCAUCGAAAUCCCUGAGCGCCUGGGUCCAGACACGGAGGAGUCUGCUGAUGGGGUGAACGUGGACAUGCUGAAGGUGGAGCUCCCCAGGGUCGAUUUGUCAAAGCUGGUCAAUAAAUUUGAAUCCCCGCAACCGAAAAUCUACGCGAGGAAAGACCCCAUCGUGAUCACGGAGAGACUGGGGAGCGACGUGGAGGAUGCGGAGGCCAAACUCAAAACACCCAAAACGGAGGAAAUGCCCACUUUCAACAUCAAGGCGAUCAAGGACGUCUUCGAGACGGGCGACCACACUUCCCAGGCCGCCAGGGAGCUGCGCAGCAGACAGGAGAGGAGAGAGUCAGAGUGCUCAGAGCAGACCGGCUACUCUGAGGUAAAGUCGGCGAGCGGGCAGUUCUCCGGCGUGGCGAGAGGCGGAGUGCAGAGCACGGAGGCGGAUCAUGGCGAGAGCGCCACGGCUCGCCUCAGCCCCCCGUCGUACGCAGACGUGGUCAGGGGAAACGCUUCUGAUCUGCCGGCUCCGCCCGAAGACUCCACCGAAGACAUGCUGAAGACCUUCCAUCAGUCUUGGGCCGAGAGCCAGAGCGUGUUCCAGAACUUGGGCUUCAACGCCUCCGAGCAGAGGUCGUCGCAGGUCGUCACACGGCAGCAGGAGACGGUGGUGACGGAAAACACGAGUUCCAGAGUCCGAACUGUGCACAGCGUGCAGGAAGAGGGUGUAUCCCAUGGAGUCACUGAUCGCAGACAAACAAAACUUCCAUAAAAACUGCUUCCGCUGUGAGCACUGCAGUGGGAAACUAAGCCUGGGCACCUAUGCCUCUCUCCAUGGACGAAUGUACUGCAAGCCACAUUUCAAACAGCUGUUCAAGUCCAAAGGAAAUUAUGACGA